AUGUGGCGGAUAGUGCUGUUCGGCAUGUCUUUGGCCACUUUGGUCGGUGGCCUGCAAUGGGUGUUGGAUCCGAUCACCUCUCAGGUGCCGUUCGUUCACUCGCUCUUCAAUCACCUCUUCUUUACCUUCAGUUGUCUUCUAUUGACGGCUCUAUUCAUGUUUGGUGUCCACCGAAAAGUGGUUACGCCUCAGAUCGUGGUCUCACGAGUCAAACAAGUGCUCCAAGACUUCAACAUGUCUUGCGAUGACUGCGGACGGCUUAUACUGAAGCCUCACUCCAGACCAUCCAAUUAA
Messenger RNA from Medioppia subpectinata, 294 nucleotides. NCBI's taxonomy places the organism in Eukaryota, Metazoa, Arthropoda, Arachnida, Sarcoptiformes, Oppiidae. The record is from the annotation of a GenBank genome assembly.